AUGGCGCUGGAAGAGGUGUUCGCGCUUCGACCCCGCCGCGACCCUGCUGGUCGUCGCCUCCAAGACCUUCACCACCACCGAGACGAUGCUCAACGCCACCUCGGCGCUGCAAUGGAUGACCGAGCAUGGCGUCGAGGACCCCCAUGGCCGCAUCAUCGCGCUGACCGCCAACCCGGACAAGGCGGUCGAAUGGGGCGGAUGAGACGCGCAUCCGUCCUUCGCCGAGUCGGUGGCGGCCGCUAUUCGCUCUGGUCGACGAUCGGCUUCCCGCCGCGCUGGGCCCGGCUGGGACGCGUUCGAGGAACUGCUGGAGGGCGCGGCCGAAAUGGACCGCCAUUUCCGCCUGACCGACCUCCAGCCAGAACGCCCCGCGCUCGCCGCCUUUGCCGACCUUUUUAUUACACCUGGUCCGCCAUGCCGAGACGCGCGCGCCCUUCGCCUAUGACGAGCGCCUGCGCCUCCUGCCCUCCCAUUCCAGCAGUUGGAGAUGGAGUCGAACGGCAAGCGUCACUGUCGACGGCCAGCCGGUGGACGUCCCACCGCCGCGAUCACCGCGGCGCGUCGGCACCGAUGCGCAGCAUGCGGUGUUCCAGCUUCUUCACACGGGGGCGCAUCUGGUCCCCGUCGAAUCUAUCGCGGUGGUCGAGCCGGGCGAUGUGUUGA
This is a messenger RNA of Acanthosepion pharaonis, 663 nucleotides long. The record is from the annotation of a GenBank genome assembly. Lineage: Eukaryota; Metazoa; Mollusca; Cephalopoda; Sepiida; Sepiidae.